GAAGUUUUUUGAGGUGCUCCAGAAGUUUAUUCUCAACUUUUGUUUGAAAACUCUUCACCUCUGGAAAAUGAUCACUGCCAGGAGUCAGAAUAUAAAACAUCACUCAUUUGCUGGGAAUCUCAGUGCCAAGCAGUUUCCUUGCUCAGGGACCACAGUGGUGGAUUUGAUGGGGAUGAAAGGUGGACGUCCUUGUGAUUACAGAGAUGACAGGCACCUAGACUCAGUUUACCCCCAACUUCGGGGGCCAGGAGACAGCCAUGAUGCUCAACUGGAAGCUGCUGGGGAUCCUGGUCCUUUACCUGUGUGCCGGAGGCAUCUCAGGCAGUGGAGAGCACCCCCCUCCCCCACCCACAGAGGCUGGAGAGGAGGAGGGCUCCCCAACAUUGCCUCACGGGCCCCCAAUCCCUGGUGAUCCCUGGCCAGGAGCACCCCCUCUCUUUGAGGACCCUCCACCUCCAGGCCCCAGUCGUCCCUCGAGAGACCUGCCAGAAUCUGGAGUCUGGCCUCCUGAGCCCUUGAGAACCGAUCCUCCUCAACCUCCCCGGCCUGAUGACCCCUGGCCAGCAGGACCCCAGCCUCCAGAAAACCCCUGGCCUCCUGCCCCUGAAGUGGACCAUGGAUCUCAAGAGGAGCCAGACCUUGACCCACCGCAGGAAGAGUACAGAUAAAGGGAUUCCCCGACAGAUAUCUUGGGCCUCCAGGCAGAGUGCCCCUCAAGCCCAUUUGUACCAUUCUGAUUCCUCUUCAAUUUUUGCAUCAGCCUCAAUUUCCUUCCUCAUUCCUUCAAUUUUAUGCUGAACUCUGAAAGUGUCAUUCUCAAUAUUUUCUGUCCAUUCUUGAGAUCCACUCCACAUUUUUCCUCCCUUUUUCUCUGACAGCUAAAGCAUACAACCCUACCUCAUGUCCUGUCCUUUCCCCUCCUACCUGCUUCCCACCUCCUCCCUUUUCCCCACCCCUGGGGCUUCUGGGGCCAGGCUUGCGGCGCCUUUUUCUCUGCUGCCAUCUGGUGGCGUACAGCUGGGAACUAUCAGGAGACCAUGACAGUACUUCCCAUGAAAUGGAAAAAUAAAAUCCAUGUUUUCUUAA
Mustela erminea (ermine) is the source of this 1086-nucleotide messenger RNA. RefSeq names its product psoriasis susceptibility 1 candidate 2 (gene PSORS1C2). The transcript has 4 exons. The record is from RefSeq and is a predicted model, not a curated record. NCBI's taxonomy places the organism in Eukaryota, Metazoa, Chordata, Mammalia, Carnivora, Mustelidae. Bases 258 to 668 code for a protein of 136 amino acids.